Messenger RNA from Pongo pygmaeus (Bornean orangutan), 4057 nucleotides. RefSeq names its product epsin 3 (gene EPN3). The transcript is spliced from 10 exons. Gene Ontology annotation, cellular component: endosome; plasma membrane; clathrin vesicle coat. Gene Ontology annotation, biological process: endocytosis. Gene Ontology annotation, molecular function: phospholipid binding; clathrin binding. The record is from RefSeq and is a predicted model, not a curated record. NCBI's taxonomy places the organism in Eukaryota, Metazoa, Chordata, Mammalia, Primates, Hominidae. Bases 1474 to 3390 code for a protein of 638 amino acids.
AGAAAAGCAGCCCCUCCCUACUGCGCAGUUCUCCUUGGGACCCUGUAUGCAGGAGAGAGCUGAUACUCCGUGCCCCGUGGCCCAUCCCACUGCCUGCUGGCCCUGCUCCCAUCCCCUCAGCCUCCUCCCUCCUCUGCCCUCUCGUCAUCUCUGAAUUCUCAGGCCCUGCCCUCUCUGUGUCCUUCCCUCCACCUGACAGGGUCUGGCUCAAGGUCACUGCAGUAAUUCCAUACCCAGCUGCCCAGGGCUGCUGCUGCUACCGCCACCGCCUUAUCGGCCGCUGGGUUUCUAUUACACUCCCUUUUAUUUCUGGGCAUAUCGUGUUCGAUAAAACCCUUUGCUUGUAACACUGCUGGCAGCACUCCCAGCUGCUCCCUCCCGCGUUCCCGCGUUCCUUCCUUUCCUCCUCCCUUCUCUGUGCUUGGGCAGCCUUCUUCCUUUCCUCCUCCCUUCUGUGCUUGGGCAGCCUCACCUUGUCCCCUCAAACUCCAGAAAAGGAAAAUCAAGGUGCCUCCCCAUGUUUCCGGCCCCACCCUUCCCCCCAGCCCCUGCAGGGGUGUGCAGAGAAUGUCCACCUUCUGUGAAAAAGGUCCAGGCAGGGCCGCUGGGCCCACACCGAGAGUCCCCUCCCAGAGGCUGGUGCCCCCACACAGGCCAGGCCGGAGGGCCAGGGCAUCCAGGUCCAGGUAGGGCUCUGGUGCAGUCACAGCGCCCGACUGGUUCUGCUAGUUCCAGCGGCCAGCCGGUAGGGGCGUGUGCUGGGCGGGCUUUGGUGCACAUUAUUUCCCCUCUUCACUCUGCCACCCCCAGCCACGGGUUGGGGAGGUGAAGGCAGGUCUGAGUCACUAGCAAGGGAGAGGGCAGGAGUUAAACAAGUUGUGGCCGUGGCAUUCCCACAGAAGGCCCACCACCCGCUGGAAGGAAAGAGACAGCAGACAAAAGGGUCUCGCUCUGUUGCCCAGUGGCAUGAUCAUGGCUCACUGCAGCCUCCAACUACUGGCCUCAAGUGAUCCUCUUGCCUUGGCCUCCUGAAGUCCUGGAAUUAUAGGCGUGAGCCACUGCACUGGGCCCAUUUAAUACUCUGAGCCCCACCUUUCCCAUCUGUGGAUGGAGAUAAUGAUAAUAGCAUCUUUGUGGUGUGACUGUGAAGACAGAUAGAUGAGCAUGCAAAGCUCCAAGUGCCUGCUGAAUUAUAAGUGAAAUAAGAACGUGUGCUGCUGAAGGCUGUCCCUGGAGGCAGGGACACUCUGGCCAGGCCUCAUUUAGUUGGUCAGUGGCUGAGUGACCCGUGAGGUAGGCCUCUGCCCCUGAGUUCCUGGCCCUCUCUUCCUCAGCCCCAUGUGGAAUCCAAGAACGCAGCUGCUCUGCUGAGAACACGGCAGCCCAUCCUUCGAGACCGUGACCUCACCACAGUGGCCCUCAGCCCUCCACCUCCGGCGGGGGCAAGGGCCACCCACCUCCAAGUCUCCAGCCAUGACGACCUCCGCACUCCGGCGCCAGGUGAAGAACAUCGUGCACAACUACUCCGAGGCGGAAAUCAAGGUGCGCGAGGCCACCAGCAAUGACCCCUGGGGCCCCCCUAGUUCGCUCAUGUCCGAGAUCGCUGACCUGACCUUCAACACGGUGGCCUUCACCGAGGUCAUGGGCAUGCUGUGGCGGCGGCUCAAUGACAGCGGCAAGAACUGGCGGCACGUGUACAAGGCUCUGACAUUGCUGGACUACCUGCUCAAGACGGGCUCCGAGCGGGUGGCCCACCAGUGCCGCGAGAACCUCUACACCAUCCAGACACUCAAGGACUUCCAGUAUAUCGACCGCGACGGCAAGGACCAGGGCGUCAACGUGCGCGAGAAGGUCAAGCAGGUGAUGGCCCUGCUCAAGGACGAGGAGCGGCUGCGGCAGGAGCGAACCCACGCCCUCAAGACCAAGGAGCGCAUGGCACUGGAGGGCAUCGGCAUUGGCAGUGGGCAACUGGGCUUCAGCCGCCGCUACGGCGAGGACUACAGCCGCUCCCGGGGCUCUCCGUCCUCCCACAACUCCUCCUCUUCGUCACCCCGCUAUACCUCCGACCUGGAGCAGGCCCGGCCUCAGACGUCAGGGGAAGAGGAACUGCAGCUGCAGCUGGCCCUAGCCAUGAGCCGCGAGGAGGCAGAGAAGCCUGUCCCCCCAGCCUCCCACAGGGACGAGGACCUGCAGCUGCAGCUGGCUCUGCGCCUGAGCUGGCAGGAGCACGAGAAGGAGGUGAGAUCCUGGCGGGGUGAUGGCUCCCCCAUGGCCAAUGGUGCAGGGGCCGUGGUCCACCAUCGGUGGGACAGAGAGCCUGAGAGAGAAGAGAGAAAGGAGGAGGAGAAGCUAAAAACCAGCCAGUCCUCCAUCCUGGACUUGGCUGACAUCUUCGUACCUGCCCUGGCCCCGCCCUCCACACACUGCUCUGCUGACCCAUGGGACAUCCCAGGUUUUAGGCCGAACACAGAGGCCAGUGGCUCCUCCUGGGGGCCUUCUGCAGACCCCUGGUCUCCGAUCCCCUCAGGAACCAUCCUGUCCCGAAGCCAGCCCUGGGAUCUGACUCCCAUGCUCUCCUCCUCUGAGCCCUGGGGCAGGACCCCAGUGCUGCCUGCUGGGCCCCCCACCACAGACCCCUGGGCACUGAACUCUCCCCACCACAAACUCCCCAGCACUGGGGCUGACCCUUGGGGAGCCUCCCUGGAGACCUCCGACACACCUGGUGGUGCCUCGGCCUUUGACCCAUUUGCCAAACCUCCAGAAUCCACAGAGACCAAGGAGGGGCUGGAGCAGGCCCUGCCCUCUGGGAAGCCCAGCAGCCCUGCGGAGCUGGACCUGUUUGGAGACCCCAGCCCCAGUUCCAAGCAAAAUGGCACGAAGGAGCCAGAUGCCCUGGACCUGGGUAUACUAGGGGAAGCACUAACCCAGCCAAGCAAAGAGGCCCAAGCUUGCCGGACUCCCGAGUCAUUUCUGGGCCCCUCAGCUUCCUCCUUGGUCAACCUUGACUCGUUGGUCAAGGCACCCCAGGCUGCAAAGACCCGGAACCCCUUCCUGACAGGUCUCAGCGCUCCGUCCCCCACCAACCCGUUCGGCGCAGGCGAGCCGGGCAGGCCGACGCUAAACCAGAUGCGCACCGGGUCGCCGGCGACGGGCCUGGCAGGCGGGCCUGUGGGGGCGCCCCUGGGCUCCAUGACCUACAGCGCCUCUCUGCCCCUCCCGCUCAGCAGCGUGCCAGCAGGCUUGACCCUCCCCGCCUCGGUUAGCGUCUUCCCGCAGGCCGGAGCCUUCGCACCGCCCCCCGCUGGCCUGCCGCAGCCGCUGCUGCCCACGCCGAGCUCAGCCGGGCCGCGGCCCCCGCCCCCGCAGACCGGCACCAACCCCUUCCUCUGAGCACCGCCCCGUCCCAUGCCGGCCUGCGCUUGCGCCAGGCGCCCCGCGGCCUCGCCUGCGCCUGCGCCGGACGCCCCUCGGCCCCGCCUCCGGACCCGGGGCCGGUGCUAGUGGAUUGCUGAGCCGGUGGCGGCUGGGAUCCCGCGGCGGCUCCGGAAGCUGGACGCGGACCACGGCCCGGGAGCUAGAAACUGAACGCCCGCAUAAUAAAGACUGGAACCCUCGUUCUCAGCUGUCACCAAGUGGACUUUUUGCGGGGUGUGGCGGCCGGGUCUCGACCACAGCUUGGAUCACCGGCAGUCUAGGAAACUGCAGCUGCACAACGUAGGGUGCAAAACUGCCCCGCUUCCUUUACAGCUCUUCUCAACCCUCACCUCCAUCCCCGGUUACCCAGGCACCUUCGCUUCCAGAUGCUCCCAGGCUGUCACUCAAUUCGGUCAUUUCAUUCAUUUAUCACAAAUGGGCACUGGGGUUGAGCUAACAGCCAGAGACAAUAGGCCUUUGUUCCUAUUUAUUGGGUACUGCUUAUGUGCUAAGCAGAUCAGUUUAUUUAAUGCUUGCAACGACUCUCUGAGGUAGACAAUAUUGUUAAUUCCGUUCAGGACCCCGGCUACAUAAUCUGUGGGGCUCAAUACAAAAUAAAAAUGUAGGGGCUCCUUGUUUAAAA